AGUUUCGGCCAUUUUAGCAUAACAAGGACGUUUCUUGCAUUUUGUAGCGUGAAGAUUGGUGCUUUCAUUUGUCGGCGGUUUAAAGAAUUCCUUCGAUAGGCAUUUGGAAAAAAAAUGUGAUUUGUUUACCUGAAUGUAAACCUAAACAUCUGACAGUGAGAGAAAACAAUCAUGGAUAGCACUGAUCAGCCUAAUUCCAUCUGUCAGGUGGAACGGAUCGAAAUGUAUCAGUUACCCCCAUCCGAUCCGAAGCUUUCUCUCCCCUUCAAUCUUUUGGAGGGGGAGGCAGUAGAGCAUCAUGGUACAUCAAGGGACGGUCUGAUUCUCAUUACCAACUACAGACUUUAUCUGCAGAUAGCUAGGAAUCACCAUCAUGUACCUUUAGGUCUAAUCGAAACUGUUGAACAAAAAGAACUGUUCUAUGUAUACAUUGGAUGCAAGGAUUGCAGAACGUACAAGUGUACGUUUGAGAAUAAUGAUUCAUGCUUAGAAUGGUAUGACAAAUUACUAAAGGCAGCAGAACCACCCAAACAACUGAAUCAACUUUUCGCGUUUUUCCACUUUGCCCACUUUAGAGCUAAUGACGACCGCGUCCAAAAGCCCUACUGUUUUGAUUUGAACAGUUUUACAAUUGAAAUGGACAGACUGCAGUUUGAGAAGUCUUUGUGGCGUAUAAGCAAAGUAAAUGUCAACUAUGAGGUUUGUCCAAGUUACCCACCUUAUCUUCUGGUACCAAAAGACAUAGAUGACGAAGAACUGAAGAAGGUUGCCAAAUUCAGAAGUUCCCAGAGGAUACCAGCCGUUGUUUGGAGACAUACCAAAAACGGUGCUGUUGUGGCCAGAUGUAGUCAACCUGAAGUUGGUUGGUUUGGAUGGAGAGGUGAAGAAGAUGAAAAGUUGCUACAAUUGAUUUCCAAGAGCAUUGACAACACAAAACAGGAAAAAAAGGUUCUUAUUUUGGAUGCCCGCUCUUACGCAAUUGCUGUGGCUAAUAGAGCUCGAGGUGGCGGUUGUGAAUGCCCCGAAUACUACUCCAACUGCGAGAUCCAGUUCAUGAACCUGGCUAACAUACAUUCCAUUCGAAAGAGUUUUCAGGCUCUUCGCCUUCUCUGCACCUCCUCCACAGAUCAAACAUGGCACAGCCAAUUGGAGAAUACCAAGUGGCUGCAGCACAUGUCCGGUCUUAUGAAGGCUGCCGUUACACUUGUAACAGCAGUAGAUUCUGAUGCAAGAUCUGUCAUGGUGCAUUGUUCAGAUGGCUGGGACAGAACACCUCAGAUAGUAGCUUUGGGUGAGCUCUUGCUGGAUCCAUAUUAUAGAACUGUGGAUGGAUUCCGUGUACUGAUUGAAAGAGAAUGGUUGGCCUUUGGACAUAAAUUUGCUGACCGUUGCGGUCACUCAACAGGAAGCGAAGACUUGAAUGAGAGAUGUCCUGUUUUCUUGCAGUGGUUGGAUUGCGUUCACCAGCUCCUCAAACAGUUUCCAUGCGAUUUUGAGUUCUCUGAAGCAUACUUGGUUAAACUCGCUCAACACAUCUAUUCCAAUCUGUUUGGUACUUUCUUAUGCAACACACUACAGGAUCGAUUAAAAAUUGUCAACAACAGAACCUUCUCAGUUUGGGAGUUCCUCAAUUCCCCAAGAUUCAAAAAUCAUCUUUAUGAACCCUCAGGAAACUUUACUAUGCCAAAGGUCAUUUGGCCUCUAACCAAUGUUAGAGAUCUCUAUUUAUGGAGGGAGGUUUAUUUGGGAACGAUGGAGGCAAAUUUUAGAACAGAUUGCGGUUCAGAGUCCUGUCCAGGUCCACCUGAUAUCUUAGCUUACCACAUGACAAAGACAAGGUCAUACAAUGAUCUUGCAGCAAUGUCAGACUGUUACCAAGGUCAUUUCAGACGAAGCAGUGAUCCCAGUUUGAAUAUUGAAAAGAAGCUGAACUCGGUUUCGCUUCAAGAAGGUCAAGAACCCACCCACAUACACGAAAAUGGCGUCCUAACUCUCAACCGUACCUCAGAGCUUGAGGAUUCUAAUGAUUUCGUGUUUGAGAAGGUUGGACCCAAAGACACUCACGACCUAGAGAACGGACAUCGUCAUCACCACGGAGACGUUGUCAACGACCUACAAACGUCCACAGAAGGUCGUGAUAGAUACUCCACGAUCAACAGUGAGGACGAGCUGCUCAAUGGUGAACCCUUCUUGUUUGAGAACAUGACGAUGGACGUCAAAAACGAUCAUGCAGAUCGCGGUCCUGAUAGUGAAUGCGAACGUGUUGUUACCGACCGCGUGGAUGAGAGAACUAAGGACGACGGUGGCGCCGCGGAUGUAGUGGACGGCGGCGAAUCGAAGAUGGAGGUUAAGUCUGACGAAAGUGUUUACCGCGGGACGGUUGAUGCCGCAGCUGCAUCCGAGCCUAUUCCAGUGCCGUCGUCUAAAAAGGAUAGUGCGGAUAAAUCGAUCGAGACUAGCUCGGAAACGCUGGUUUCAGAAAAUCUGUUUAGUAGUUCAUCCCCAAGAGACAUAAACGGAUUUGAAAAAAUCAAUGCACCCUCACAACCCAUCGAUAUACCUGCAAGUAGCGCCAGCAAAAGGAGCUGUGAGAACGGAGUUAUUAGUUUGAACAGCGACUUUGUGGUCGUACGAAACUGGAAGUCAUCCUCUUCUUAUUGCAGCAAUCAUUUCGCCGAACAGUUGAAUUUAAGUUCCUCCGAACUCUCCAACUCUCCCCUUUUCUCAAGAACAUCCAGUAGCAACGGUUGGGACAACACCCUCAGCAGCUUGCAAAGACAGAACACUUGUCAGUAUGUUCAAUAUCAUUUGGGAGAAGACGGAUUGAUACCUCUUCGAUCUUAUAUCCAGGAAAGGAUAUCCAAAAUAAUAGAAGAAGGAAAGAAAAAAGAAGAAAAGUUGGAGAAGGAGAUUCAUACAUACAGGCAAGUCCUUAUUAACCAGUGGUGUCUCAAGUGUUGCGGCGAGAAGAUUGACGACAACGGGUCGGUUAUUGAGUCUGUUGGUUCGGCAGGUGAGGGCGAAGCAUCAGCUGUGGAAUCGCUGCCAUCCGACAAGUCUUGGGAGAACCUUGAGUACUCCAUGUACAGCGAGAUGCAGGGCAUCAAGUGGGUGCCAGAUCAUGCGGUCACAAGAUGCACGAACUGCAACAUCAAGUUUUGGAUAGGCAAGAGGAAGCACCACUGCAGAAAAUGCGGGAAUAUUUUCUGUGCAGACUGUUCAGAAAAUAGUACUCCAUUACCUUCAGAGCAGCUCUAUGAUCCUGUUCGAGUGUGUACGGGAUGCUACAACAAACUACAAAGAGACUGUACAGAUAUGCCAAGUCAGUGUAAACAGGGCUCGUGCGCUCAGACCACAAGCAACCAGCAAAUCGCGGCAUCCAGCAAUUAAAAUUCUUCUAUGUCCUUUUUAUUAAUGUAAAAAUGAUGAAGAAAUGCUUGAUAGUCAGGACAAACUCCGAUUAAAAUCGUGAGAACGGUGUUUUAGCUGUUUCUCUGUGUGACCACGUAUGUUCGGGCACCUUUGUUUUUGUAUCUUGUCAAUUUUUUUUGACGUUUGACAGAUGCAUGUGAGGUUAUGAUUGUUGUUUAGAAACGUUGCAAAAUGAGGUUAGAAGAUGGAUAGAAAGGAAGGUGAUGAGUGAUUUUCUUAUAAAGUUGUAUAUGAAAAAUUGUGAAUUGUUUGUGAGAUACUUCGAAAUAGGGGUGUUCAAGAUCAACGGUGGCUAAUGAAAUGAAUUUUUUCGAAAUUUUGCUUCUUCGAAAGUUAGAAUUGACAAAUAAAGAGUUAGACAAUGGGUUCAGCAAAACAUAAAUUAUCAAAACAUGAACUAAGCUUUCUACAAGCACCAUUUCAUUGAAGGAAUCUAAACAGCACUGUAAGAUUUGUUGAUGUUUUUAAUUUAAUGGUCAUAUACAAAUUACAUUCAUUUUGGGGACAAUUCAUAUAUGUAUCACCUUUAAAAUUCCAUUUUACUUAUGAUGCAGUCACCAAAAUUUAAAUUAAUUUUCUGUUACUCGAUAUCAUUCUGGAAGAUGAUGGAUGAUACUAUUAUAAAAUAUUUAAUUUAAUGCAAGAUCAUCUGUCAGUGAAAUAGAAAAUAAAUUUAAACCUCUCAAAGUUAUUAAACAAGACCUAAAGAGUGUCCACAUCAAUUGAAAGUAGUAUAUUGUUAUAUUCUUUCAUAUUGGUCAUAUAAAUGUUAACCAGACAUUGUUAAAUAAAAAUUCAGAUAAAAUAUCAAAUAAUCUUUUUAUCUUUCAUGACAAAAUGAUUUACUGCUUUACUAUGACCAAAUAUAAAAAAUUUGGUUGCUAUUUAAACAAACUACUGAACUUAUAGUACUAUUUUGAUGGUAUACUAGAGAAAAAUCAAUUGAAUUCAUUGAAAUAUUGAAGCCGCCAUUGAUGAACCAAAAAAACACUGAACUACAACUUGAAGGAUAGACUUAAUAAAACUAAAAAAAUCGAGAUUAUAUAAAUCUGAGUAGGUUUAAGUACUAAGAAACACUGUGAUGCAAUGGAAAUGAUUGUAUACUAAUAAAAAAGCACUAGUUGACAAGGAAACAAAGAAGUUGAUAUAUCAUUGUAUUUAAUUUUUAGUGAAUUCCAGAUUCAUCAUUAAGUGUUAUGUGUUUUUGGAUGUACUAAGGAAAUAUUGUACAAUAAUGUUGUUGAACAAGAAAUUACUGAAUAUUUUAUGGAGCUAUUGAGGCUUGGAACUUGCCGUAAAGAUUAUUUUAUAUACUAUGUGUAUAUAGAUUUCCUUAGAUUUUAUGUUCCAAAAUAAUAAAAUAAUCAUUGAAAGAGUGAAAACUUAGUAUAUUUUUCACUUCUGAAUUCAACAUAUGCAUUGGUUUGGGGUUUUAUUGAUGGCAUUUUUGUUUGUCAUUUUAUAAUCUUUGAGCUUGAUGUAUUUGUUAGAAUUUUCAUUCUAUAAUGAAUUUCUAGAAACUGCAACAAAAUAUUUAGCAAAGAAAAGGGUUGCCAUCUUCUAAUGAACAUUUCCAAAUUGCUUCUACAGAUCAAGAUAAUGCAAAAAUAGAUUAAUGACGAGCUAUAAAACAAUUGCAGAAUAUGAAUGGUUGGCAUUGCUUGGAUCAUAAGAAAUAGCUUCAAAUGAAAUUGAUAGUAGCCCUGUCCGCCUUCUUUGUUCAUUCUCAUUUGGUUAUUCAAUAUUUACAACUGCAUGUAGUCUUUUUUUCACAUUUCAUUUAUACUUUUUGAUGUAAUAAAUAUGAUUAAAAUCAAGUCAAUAAGUA
This is a messenger RNA of Harmonia axyridis, 5260 nucleotides long. RefSeq names its product myotubularin-related protein 4. NCBI's taxonomy places the organism in Eukaryota, Metazoa, Arthropoda, Insecta, Coleoptera, Coccinellidae. Gene Ontology annotation, biological process: dephosphorylation; regulation of autophagy. The record is from RefSeq and is a predicted model, not a curated record. The coding region runs from base 172 to 3390 and encodes 1072 amino acids. Gene Ontology annotation, molecular function: metal ion binding; phosphatidylinositol-3,5-bisphosphate 3-phosphatase activity; protein phosphatase binding. The transcript has 16 exons.